This is a messenger RNA of Daphnia pulex (common water flea), 1404 nucleotides long. RefSeq names its product barH-like 1 homeobox protein. Bases 250 to 1344 code for a protein of 364 amino acids. The transcript is spliced from 5 exons. The record is from RefSeq and is a predicted model, not a curated record. Gene Ontology annotation, molecular function: DNA-binding transcription factor activity, RNA polymerase II-specific; DNA binding. Gene Ontology annotation, biological process: regulation of DNA-templated transcription. Lineage: Eukaryota; Metazoa; Arthropoda; Branchiopoda; Diplostraca; Daphniidae.
GACCGAGGGUUGGGGGGAGGUGGAAACAUUCCGGAACCCCAAAAACUGGUGGGGUGUGCGACACACAUAUAAGCGGAUAAUGUCAACGACAAGUGUCAUUUUCUUGUAUGUGUGUAUAGUGAGAUUCUUAGAGAGUAACCCUCAGUCAAGCGACGAAAGUGGAUCAGAGUGAAACGGAAAGUUCAACUGGAAGGACCUGGAAGAAAGUGAGACACACCCGGAAGAGAAAAGAAAAUAAUUCAAUCAGGAAUGGACGGAAGAUUCCAGCAACACCAGUCAGAUUCUUUCUCCAUCGCCAAUUUAUUAUCGAUGCAACCCAAUCACCAUCAUCACCACCAUCAUCCGCACAGAGUCAUCCAUCCGGAUCCGCUUUCCCAUCUACGCAAAUUGACCAGCCUUCCGGAUGCGCCAGACACCAACGCUCUGCUGGCCAUCCACCAUCAGCAACAACAACAACAACAACACUAUCAUCAACAUCCACCUGGAUCAGCCCCGCCGUUCUUUUGCAACAAUCCAGCCAUCCCAUCCACUUCCGGCCAUCCAACCAUGAUGACCUCCACAGCACCAGGAGCCUCGGAAAAUUUCAACGUUAAACCCGAAGAAUCCAUGACACCCAACGGAGCGAUGAUGGAAGCCGCAGCUCCAAACGAAUCGCUACAAACCGAUCCAGCAUCCAUCGACUCUGCAGAUUCCGAUGAUGGACAGACUGGCAGCAGUGGAGAAGAGAGAAAGAAACGACCUCGCACAGCUUUUUCAGCUGUACAGAUCAAGGCCUUGGAAUCGGAAUUUGAAAGAAACAAAUAUCUGUCAGUCUCCAAGCGAAUGCAGCUGUCAAAACAACUCAAAUUAACUGAAACUCAGAUCAAAAUAUGGUUCCAAAAUCGCAGGACCAAAUGGAAACGCAAAUACACCAACGAUCUAGAAAUGUUGGCACAACAGUAUUAUUCAUCGUUGGGAAUAUUAGCCCCUAGGCCUUUAUUUAUUGGCGAUCGACUCUGGUUUUUGAAUCCGUCUGGUAACUACGUGGCAACUGCGGGACCACCACCACCGCCCCCGAAUCUCUACCAUCCUCGUCCAUCAUCUAUGAUUGAUCCGAUGAUUCACCUCGCCAAUAUGUCAGGAUUGAACCAUCCAUCGCCGGCCUUUGAGCCACAGUCAUUAGGUUCGAAUAACGGGUCUGUAUCAGGUCCCCAGUUCUCGCCCACUUGGACUCCACCCAUGCUGCGCGUCGCGCCCCAACAACAACAACAGCUAGGCAACGACAGCGCCGCUGGUAGCCCAGUGGAUCCAAUUAGUCUCAGUUUCACUCCCAGUCCCGAAGACCUCCAACCCAAAGAUGUUUAGUCCUUUUUUUUUUAAUUAUUCGGCACAAUUUUAGUAAUAAAAAAAUAAUAAUUAAUAAGG